Messenger RNA from Zalophus californianus (California sea lion), 2337 nucleotides. RefSeq names its product profilin-1-like. Gene Ontology annotation, biological process: regulation of actin filament polymerization; actin cytoskeleton organization; positive regulation of actin filament bundle assembly. Gene Ontology annotation, cellular component: cytoplasm. The record is from RefSeq and is a predicted model, not a curated record. The coding region runs from base 1313 to 1735 and encodes 140 amino acids. Gene Ontology annotation, molecular function: actin binding. The transcript is spliced from 4 exons. Lineage: Eukaryota; Metazoa; Chordata; Mammalia; Carnivora; Otariidae.
GCCCAGCUCGGGAGCGUGGCUGUCCUUCCAGCUUCCAGUGGAAAUUUCCACUCUCACCCUGACAGCUGGUGGGAGACUCGGUGCCUCGGAGCGAGAGACAGACAGAGAUCCCGCAAUGGGAGGGGGGGUGGCAGUUCCGAGUUACAGGCCACACGGGGUUGUCAGGGAUCGGGGCAUCCUCCUGCGACAGGGAUUUGCCGAGCACCUCACCUACGGAGUGCUGGCCCCUCUUCCAGGUGCCAGGGACGCAGGAGAGGAGGGUCUCCAGCCUCGGGGAGCUGGUCUCCUCGUGGGGAGAAGAGACCUACGUGAAUACUGUGCAUCCAAGGAUGCAGGAUUUGGUGGCAGCAGUGGGAUCCAAAGUGAACUUCUACAGCAUUCAGGGACAGUGAGAAGCACAGACUCGCUGCUCUGGGAACCCUCUCAGCAGAAGCCUGUGGCCUGGCAGGGGUCUGAGGGCCACUCGGAUAGCGUUCACUGAGGCUGCGGAGAGGCGGGCUCUGGCUUUGGAAAGCUUCUCCGGAGACUGACCAGAAGGAACAAGGCUCCUGCAUCCCUGCCCCUCCCCCCUGCAAAGCCCACUUGCCCCCGGUAGGAUUUGGUGCCCAAGGACAGGGAUGGUGUUGCUCACGACCAUGCUGGGAGAAGGCUGGGCCUUUCCAGCUCUGGGCCGGAGCCCCUCCACUGACGCUGCUGCAUUUUGAGCUCUUCGAGCCUUAUAACUAAGCUUUAAGAAUCUGAAUGCGUGUAUAAAACAAGCCAGAAGAAAAUCUGCCCUGGGCCCCUUCAGUGCAGAAUACCAGCUUCUGCUGGCAGAGGUCUCAGCCACAGGACCUUUAGGACCUUGUUUGACCUGGACCAAGAGGCAGGAGGCAGAUGGCAAGAGACUGAAGCGCCAGCAAUGUUUCUGGGGCCUUGAAGUUCAGCUCAGUGUGGGGAAUCCUCAGUGGUCAAGACAUGGUUCCCGACCUCAGGGGUCUGCAAUCUCACCAGGUAGAGAAGACCCAGAACCGCAGUCUUGGAUCUGAAAGGGAGAUUCCGGGGCACCUAAUCCUACCUCCCGCCCAAAGGGGAAAGCUCCUUUUAAGGAGCCCAGCUUUCCUCUUUUUCUUCUUCCUCAAUGAAUCACAUCUAAUCGUGACUCACACAAACUGAAUGAACAGUAAGGUGGCCAGACAGCUAGCGGAGCCGCGGUCCGGACGGCAGCGCGUGCCCCGAGCUCUCCGCCGCCCCCCGCCCGCCAGCCCGAGGCCCCCCGAGCCCAGCCCGCGGCCCCAGCAGCAGCGCCGAGAGCGGCCCCAGCAGCAGCGCCAUGGCCGGGUGGAACGCCUACAUCGACAACCUCAUGGCGGACGGGACCUGUCAGGACGCGGCCAUCGUGGGCUAUAAGGACUCGCCCUCCGUCUGGGCCGCCGUCCGCAGGAAAGCCUUCGUCAACAUCACGCCAGCUGAGGUUGGCGUCCUGGUUGGCAAAGACCGGUCAAGUUUUUUCGUGAUCGGGCUGACACUUGGGGGCCAGAAAUGUUCUGUUAUCCGGGACUCACUGCCGCGGGAUGGGGAAUUUACCAUGGAUCUUCGUACCAAGAGCACCGGGGGAGCCCCCACUUUCAACAUCACUGUCACCAUGACUGCCAAGACGCUAGUCCUGCUGAUGGGCAAAGAAGGUGUCCACGGUGGUAUGAUCAACAAGAAAUGCUAUGAAACGGCCUCCCACCGGCGGCGUUCCCAGGACUGACCUCGACCGUCCCUCCCCACCACUCCCCACGGCUUUUGCACCCCUCUCCUUCCCAGACACACACAUACACCAUUUUUAUUUUUUGGGCCAUUACCCCACACCCCUUUUUGCUGCCAAAACCACAUGGGCUGGGGUUUGGAGCUGGAUGGACAGACACCUCCCCCUACCCAAACCCCUCCUGUGUGUGGUUGGAAAACUUUUUUGGGGGGGGGGGUUGUUUUUUGUUUUUUCUGAAUAAAAAAGAUUCUACUAAAAAAAACAAAAAACAAAAAACAGUAAGGUGGCCAAACCAUUAUCUGAGAGGACAGACUUACUAGGAGCGCUAAAACAUCACUGGAAAUCAGAACUUUCCACUGGGCGAAUAAUCCACACAGUAGAAAGGGCCACCUUCAUAAAGGACUGUGGGUGGCAGGUGACACCUCUCUUCCCCAGCAUCACCGGAGAUGGUCGGCGGCUGCCUUUCUGAGAAGGGUGGCCCUGGCUGAGUCUGGGGCACCAGGCGGGCGUUGUUUGGAACAAGAGAUGUGAGUGGCCGGAGCAGCCCCCUCCACACACGGGGCCUGGAGUCAGACUGUGUGCUUAGACCCUCGCCAGCUCCGAAU